AUGAUGCUGUAUCAGGGUGAUACUGGUUUAGCGGCUGAACGCUAUCUUAUAGCGGUCAGCGAACGAUCGGUAGCGCGAGUGCCGAUUGCGCACUGCGAUAGAUUCAGUUCAUGCGCUGAAUGCGUGGCACUACGUGAUCCACACUGCGCCUGGGAUUUGGAGACUAAAAGAUGUGUGCUUCUAAAUGACCUGGACGGGACAUAUGAGCAGGAUAUCUCAACAGGAUGGGCACAGGGCUGUGUUAGCACUCAUUCUGCUCUUCAACAACUGUUUUUCGACGCUGCUCCGGCUAGCAGCGAACACGAUCGCUUGCAAGGUAUUUUUAAGUUCGAACAUUUAAACGAGGAAAGGCAACCACACUGA
Messenger RNA from Gongylonema pulchrum, 363 nucleotides. The record is from the annotation of a GenBank genome assembly. Lineage: Eukaryota; Metazoa; Nematoda; Chromadorea; Rhabditida; Gongylonematidae.